GCACCUGGUCCUCACUGCUAGUUCUGCACAGCAGCACUGAGGAUUGAGGUUCCCUCCCCUUGUCUGGAAGAGUUGUGGCACUUCCCAGAAGGAGGGUAUAUGGCCCAGAGUAGCACAAGAAACUGCCUUGCUGUCUUGUGACUGUCCAGAGGUUUCACAGUUAAAACCUUGCCUUGUCUGACGGUGGAUCCCAGCAGGAGCUGAGAUGGCCAUUGCACCCAAAGAGGCAGAAAAUGCUAUUGACAUGGAGGAAAUCCACACAGAGAGAAAAGAAUCACCAAAAGGGCAGAAGACAUUUACAGUGGAAGAAGCUGUGGAAACCAUUGGGUUUGGGAGGUUCCACAUCAUGCUCUUCCUCAUCAUGGGCAGCACUGUGGUGGCUGAAGCCAUGGAGAUCAUGCUAAUAACUGUUGUGUCCCCUCUCAUCCGAUGUGAGUGGCAGCUUCAAGACUGGCAGGUGGCUUUAGUCACAACGAUGGUGUUUUUUGGCUACAUGAUCUGCAGCAUAGUGCUCGGGCUCCUGGCUGACAGGUAUGGCCGCUGGAAGAUUCUGCUGCUUUCAUUCCUCUGGGCAGCCUAUUUCUCCCUGCUGACCUCGUUUGCCCCGUCCUACAUCUGGUUUGUGUUCCUGCGGGCCAUGGUAGGAGGUGGUGUGUCGGGUCACGCGCAAGGGCUUAUCAUAAAAACGGAAUUUUUGCCCACCAAAUACCGAGGAUACAUGUUGCCCUUAUCUCAGGUGUUUUGGUUGGCAGGAUCUUUGUUGAUCAUUGGCCUGGCAUCAGUGGUGAACCCAACCAUCGGCUGGCGGUGGUUGAUCAGAAUUGCUUCCAUUCCCGGCAUCCUUCUCAUCCUGCUGUUCAAGUUCAUCCCGGAAUCGGCACGGUACAACGUGUCCAUGGGAAACAUGGGGGCUGCCCUGGCCACGCUGCAGAGAAUAGCCAGGAUGAAUGGGGCGGCGAUGCCAGAGGGGGUGCUGAGGGAGCCCGCCAAGGAAAGGGGAGGAAGAUUCAAGGACCUCAUCCACCCCAAAUACCUCAGAACCACUUUGCAGAUAUGGAUCAUAUGGCUUGGCAUAGCUUUCGCUUAUUAUGGUGUCAUCUUGGCCAGUGCUGAGUUACUGGAGCGGGACAUCGUCUGUGGCUCUGCAGCCCCACCAGUACAGGACUCUGGCGAUGACUCUGAGGAGAGCCACAGCCCCUGCCACUGCCACUUGUUUGGGCCCGCUGCCUACCAGACCAUGAUCAUCAGCACAGCCGGAGAGAUCGCACGUAACCUCUCCUCCCCUCCCUGCCCUCCUGUUCCCUACUGCAGACAGCCAGAGUUCACUGCGAAGGUUUUAGCUGUGCAUGCAUUGCUGGCAACUUCUGGGACACAGGCCAUGAGCCCGUGGCAAAGGGGAAACAGAGGGCAUUGUUCCCCAGUAAAUCCUCUGAACAUUCUUGGCAUCAAUCUCCUCGGAAGACGUCUGAGCCUGUGUAUCACCAUGGCAUGUACAGCCCUAUUCUUUCUUCUCCUUAAUAUCUGCACCUCCAGUGCAGGCAUGGUUGGUUUUCUCUUCAUGCUGCGUGCCUUGGUUUCAGCAAACUUCAACACCAUCUACAUUUACACAGCAGAGGUUUAUCCCACCACAAUGCGAGCGCUGGGGAUGGGAACAAGUGGGUCACUGUGCCGUGUUGGAGCUAUGGUGGCCCCAUUUAUAUCACAAGUCCUUAUGAACGCUUCUUUCAUUGGGGCCCUGUGUCUUUUCUCAUCUGUGUGUGUUGUCUGUGCGAUCUCUGCAGUCACACUGCCCAUCGAGACCAAGGGCAGGGCCCUGCAGCAAGUAAAAUGAAAACGAGUGUUUGAUGUUGGACUGGGUAGGAAAGAAAAAUAAACCUUUGGAAUCUGUCAUUUCCUGUGAGCUCCAUUUGAUGUUGAUUGCUUCUCCAUACCAUUUCCAUUAUAAAAAAAUUGCAACUGAACAGUGUGAAAGUUAUGAUUUGUAUAGAAAAAUGGCAAAUUUCUCAAAGAUGUUCCUUUUCUUAUGAUUCAAUAAAUAGAUGCU
Corapipo altera (White-ruffed manakin) is the source of this 2044-nucleotide messenger RNA. It is a transcript of the gene SVOPL, whose product is annotated as SVOP like. Gene Ontology annotation, molecular function: transmembrane transporter activity. Gene Ontology annotation, biological process: transmembrane transport. NCBI's taxonomy places the organism in Eukaryota, Metazoa, Chordata, Aves, Passeriformes, Pipridae. Bases 206 to 1831 code for a protein of 541 amino acids. The transcript has 16 exons. The record is from RefSeq and is a predicted model, not a curated record. Gene Ontology annotation, cellular component: membrane.